This is a messenger RNA of Sparassis crispa, 993 nucleotides long. RefSeq lists its product as hypothetical. The record is from RefSeq and is a predicted model, not a curated record. NCBI's taxonomy places the organism in Eukaryota, Fungi, Basidiomycota, Agaricomycetes, Polyporales, Sparassidaceae. Bases 1 to 993 code for a protein of 330 amino acids. The transcript has 5 exons. Gene Ontology annotation, molecular function: protein kinase activity; ATP binding. Gene Ontology annotation, biological process: protein phosphorylation.
AUGCUACGACGACGAUACCAUCCUGACUGGACUCCUUCAUGGCGUGGAACUGGAAAGCACCCUCUCUACUUUGAGGAUGCCAUUGCACUUCCGCCUAGAGAUGAUGUUAUUGAUGCAACUCGAAUUGCAGACGGAAAGCUUGUCUACAUCAAAAGAGUCGGAACCGGCGACAAGGAGACACAGAUUGCCACGAUGCUAUCUGCUGAGCCUCUUGUUCAAGACCCUAAGAAUCACUGCGUGCCCAUCCUCGAAAUGUUUCCAGACGCAGAGGACGAAGACAUAUCGUACAUGGUCAUGCCCUUCUUUGUUCUCAUAGACAGUGUCCCCUUUGAAUGCAUUGAGAAUAUUGUAGAUUUCACGGACCAGAUACUCGAGGGACUCGUUUUUCUUCAUGAACGUGGAGUGGCCCACCGUGAUUGCACCUACAAGAAUAUCAUGAUGGAUGUCAGUGCGAUGUAUCCUGAAGGCUUCCAUCCUGUAAACGAUCUGUUCCUCCCGGAUGGCCUGACGCCUCUCCCAUCUCGUUCCCGUACUGAUGUUCCCAUCAAAUACUAUUUCAUCGAUUUUGGAAUAUCCGUCGUCAUACCUCCUGAAGUCUAUCCCAAGCUGGUUUUAGGAGACGAAGGACGCGACCAGGAGGUUCCCGAACUCUCUCUCACCGUUCCAUAUGAUCCAUUUAAGACCGACGUUUUCAUUAUUGGCAACGCACUACAGCAUUGCUUUCAUGAUAGAUUCUCCAACGUCGAUUUUCUUGUUCCUCUGAUCGAGUCAAUGACUCAGGCAGAUCCUACUGCUAGGCCAGAUGCCGCUGAUGCUCUCACGCAGUGGCAAGAAAUUCGUUGCAGAUUAGGAUUUUUACAGAGAAGAUGGAGAGUGAUUUUCCGAGGCGAGCCAUGGUAUUGGACAGCUGCUUUGGACACAGUGUCAUUCAUCAACACCACUACCUACAUUUUCAAGACAGCUUGCAGAUGGGUAGUGGGGUCAUCUGGAUGA